Chara braunii is the source of this 377-nucleotide messenger RNA. The record is from the annotation of a GenBank genome assembly. NCBI's taxonomy places the organism in Eukaryota, Viridiplantae, Streptophyta, Charophyceae, Charales, Characeae.
GGAAGCAGAUUGUGGGUAUGAAGGAGAGUUCUAAUCGGUGAACAUGGACGAAUGAAAGGUAUUCUGGUUAGGAGAAAAAGGGGACUUAGUGGGGGAAGAGGAGGAGGAGAGGAGGAGGAGGAAGACGAGGAGGAAGAGGAGGAAGAGGAGGAAGAGGAGGAGGAAGAGGAGGAGGAAGAGGAGGAUAACGGGCAAGCUAUGAUCCAAAGAAAAAGUAUUCUGGUUGGGGGGAAAGAGGACUUAGUGUGGGACGAGAAGAGGAGAAACAGGAGGGGAAGAGGAGGAGGAAGCGGAGGCGGAGAACUAUAAAGAACGGAAGAGGAGGAUAACGGACGAGCUAUGAUCGAAAAAAAAGGUAAUAAAGUAUGGUUCAUAAG